GAUUGCAAAGUGCUUCUAGCCUUCAAAAAGAUCCAGAUAUCAUGUCUAACUUCUACGAUAAGAUUUCCCAUGGCCUCGUGUCCGAGCUCUGGCCAUGGUGGCAGGCUGGACUCGCCGGUAUCAGACUCUCGCCGUUCACUCUCCUCGCCGCCACAAUAGUAGCCGUUUCUUGGUAUUUAUGGCUGACGAAGAAAUCAACCAGAGGCAUGCCACCGUUGCCACCCGGUCCACCAGGCUUGCCUCUUCUAGGAAACCUUCCGUUUCUUCAACCUGAUCUCCAUCGCUACUUAGCCAAAUUGUCUCAAACUUACGGUCCAAUCAUAAAGCUUCAAUUUGGUAGUAAGAUUUGCAUUGUCAUAAGCUCCCCAUCCCUCACCAAAAUCAUACUAAAAGACCAUGAUACGAUCUUUUCUAACCGUGAUGUCCCCGCAUCAGUAAUAGAGAUAUCAUAUGGCGGAAUUGAUGUUGCCUGGAGCCCCAACAGUCCCCAUUGGCGGAAGAUGAGAAGGAUUUUCGUUCAUAAUUUGAUGAGCCCCUCGAGCCUCGACGCCUGCUAUGAACUUCGUAGACGAGAAGUGCGAGAAAUGGUGAAAGACAUCCAUGAAAAGGUGGGGUUGAGUAUUGACGUUGGGGAGCAGACGUUCCUCACGGUGCUGAGCUUGACAACGAGCAUGUUAUGGGGCAGUGCAUUGCACGGGGAGGAAAGGAGGAGAGUUGGGGUUGAGAUUAAGGAGGCGGUGGCGGAGAUUUUUGAAUUAGUUGGAGAACUUAACAUUUCCGAUCUUUUUCCUGCCCUUGCUCGAUUCGAUCUUCAAGGAAUCCAAAAGAAAAUGAGGAAAAUUCGGUUGUGGUUUGAUGGGAUUUUUGAAUCACUGGUAGAAAAUGGAUUGAAGAUUGAAGAGAGCAGGGAAGAAACAAAGGAUUUCUUGCAAUUGUUGUUGGAGAUGCAGCAGCAAGGAGAUGAAAAAACCUCAUUAUCCUUGGACCAAAUCAAGGCACUGUUAAUGGAUACAAUUCUUGCUGCUCCGCGUACAACAUCUGCAGCAGUGGAAUGGGCAAUGGCAGAGAUGCUGCGGCACCCAGAGAAAAUGAGAAGAGUUCGUGAAGAAAUUGAGGAAGUGGUCGGCAAGCACAGCAUUGUGGAGGAAUCCCAUUUGCCCAAACUGCUAUAUUUGGAUGCAGUCCUGAAAGAGAGUCUCCGGCUGCACCCCCCAGCUCCGCUCAUGGUGCCACGCAGCCCAGAUAGGACAUGUACCGUGGCAGGAUACACAAUCCCUCAGGGCUCAAAAAUUCUAUUUAACACAUGGGCAAUUCAGAGGGACCCUGAAGUUUGGGAAAAUCCCCUGGAGUUUGAACCUGAGAGGUUCUUGAAUGACCCUGGAAAAGGUGAUUACCAUGGAAACAACUUCAGUCUUCUUCCGUUUGGGGCCGGAAGGCGAAUAUGUGCCGGAAUUCCUCUUGCGGAGAAAAUGAUGAGGUAUGUAGUGGCCACAUUGGUGCAUUCUUUUGAAUGGGAAUUGCCAGAGGGGGUGGACCAUGAUCUCUCUGAUAAACUCGGAUUCGUUUCGAAAAAAUCGAUUCCUCUUGUUGCCAUACCCACAGUAAGAUUGCCCACUGCGAUUCAAUAUCUUUAGAACUUUAUCAUCUCUUCUACUUGCCCCAUAAUUUGACUCUAGGGAUGAGGAGUUAAGGAUAUGUGAGCAGUAAAUGCUGCCUAGAAAUAAUCUUAUGUUUCCAGUUAUGGUAUGGAAGAAUGACAUCUAUUUAUCAUGAAGGCAAAUAUCAUUAAGUUCUGUUACAAAUUAGUAGGCUUUCAUUUAAAGUUUAUUGUUAAACAAUUCUAAUUUCUUUGGUAUAAAGUUCUCUUACUAUU
Molecule: messenger RNA, 1873 nt
Organism: Rubroshorea leprosula
Lineage: Eukaryota; Viridiplantae; Streptophyta; Magnoliopsida; Malvales; Dipterocarpaceae
Source: the annotation of a GenBank genome assembly